Patiria miniata (bat star) is the source of this 2193-nucleotide messenger RNA. RefSeq names its product nuclear receptor subfamily 2 group E member 1-like. Gene Ontology annotation, molecular function: nuclear receptor activity; RNA polymerase II cis-regulatory region sequence-specific DNA binding; zinc ion binding. Bases 160 to 1473 code for a protein of 437 amino acids. The transcript is spliced from 6 exons. The record is from RefSeq and is a predicted model, not a curated record. NCBI's taxonomy places the organism in Eukaryota, Metazoa, Echinodermata, Asteroidea, Valvatida, Asterinidae. Gene Ontology annotation, biological process: regulation of transcription by RNA polymerase II; cell differentiation; anatomical structure development.
CACAGCUCCCACAACAAACACAUGGUGAACAAAAACCCCGCUUGUGUAUAAAAACCGCGCACAGAUUUAAAGACCCUGUCACUUUUUUUCCCGCUGAGGUGGGAUUGCAAGUUUGGAUUUGUUCUAAGAAUCGGUAUUUUUGACGAGCUCUAAAAAAAGAUGAAGUUGACUUGCGAAGAAACUUUCGAGCAGGUCUCUCGACAGACCGAGGUAUCCGGGGUAACCCGUCUGCUGUGUUCAAGUCGACGGGAGGAAGUCAUCUGUGAUCGGCGGGGGAUCGAGUGGCGAAAAGGUGAUCGUCUUCUAGACAUCCCGUGCAAGGUCUGCGGUGACCGUAGCUCGGGCAAGCAUUACGGGGUCUACGCCUGCGACGGCUGCAGUGGGUUCUUCAAGCGAAGCAUCCACCGUAACCGCGUCUACACCUGCAAGCAGCAAGGCAAGGGAGGAGGGUGCUGCCCGAUUGAUAAGACCCACCGCAACCAGUGCCGCGCUUGCCGACUGCAGAAGUGCUUCGAUGCUCACAUGAAUAAAGAUGCUGUACAGCACGAGCGGGGUCCGCGUAAACCCAAACCCAAGCCCUCCUCACCGGACCACGGCAGUACCGGGUCGGCGAGCCCCGAGCCCCCGUCAGUCCACGGCCAGAUUCACGGUCCGCAUCACGUCCACCAUCACCACCACGGCAUCACGAGCAGCACCAGUAACACGCCGGUGGCUGUGGUGUCCUACGUGUCGAGUUCCAUGUACUAUGGGACUUUCUACCACAGCUUGCUGACCGCCGAGCAGUACAACGUCAGCCCCAUGGCUCUGGAUCUGUCGGCAGCUAAGGUCAAGGCGGAGGGGGAAGGUGGACCCCAUGCCGGCUUUCAUUCUGCGAUGGCAGGUACGCCGGAGAGUAUGCCCGAAGUGGCGGCACGACUCCUGUUCACCUCCGUCAAGUGGACCAAGAAUAUCCCCUGCUACCGUCUGUUGCCGUAUCGUGACCAGGUCUUGUUGCUGGAGGAAGGCUGGCGAGACCUCUUCCUUCUCGGCAUCUGCCAGUGGUCCGUCCCGCUGGAGACCGACAGUCUCCUGAAGUACCUGCCCAGAACAGAGAAAAAGUUAUCUGGGGACGAGCUGGCGCGGCUGACGUCACAAAUACGCUACAUGCAGGAUGUGGUGGCUCGUUUGAGGGCGCUGGAGGUGGACUUUACCGAGUUCGCCUGCUUGAAAGCGGUGGCGCUCUUCAGACCUGAGACCCACGGUGUCAGAGAGCCCCUUCAGGUGGAAGCCCUCCAGGACCAGGCCCAGGUCAUGCUCAAUGAUUACAUCCGCCAUUCCUAUCCCGGUAGGAGUGUGCGCUUUGGCCGCCUCUUACUCAUCCUGCCCGCCCUCCGCAGGGUCAGCAGCAAACUCAUUGAGAGGCUCUUCUUCAAGGAGACCAUAGGAAGCAUCCCCAUCGAGCGGCUGCUCAGCGACAUGUUCCAGAGCAGUUAGGAGAACGGACCCCGUCAGCCAGCUAUAGAGGGCGCUUUACCUGUGUUUCUCACAGAGGGCGCUGUUCACAAGGACUAUAGACACAGCUCGUAAGCUUGUCUCCAGUGAGACGAUGUACUACAAACUCUCCCAAAUAAACAACUCAGCUACACAACUCGGAAGAACUCAGAGCAAGUUCGGGGGAAGACCAAUAGUCGGCUAGUGGUUGAUUUGUGACAUAACUAACGCCUGCGCAGCAACGUGCGAAUGACUCUAGCCAAACGAUGGUCAAAACAUCAUCAGCGCUGCAGCAGUGUCCCUAGCUUCAGUUCCAAAUAGUUGACUAGAGUAGUCCAACCGUCAUUCUUUCAAGUGAAGUCAGUCGAACUAUGAUUAACCGUAGUUGUCGCAUGAACUUGCUCUCAGAUUGGAGGAAGCUUUCCUAUAGAAUGCGCUAUAUAACAAUUACAUUAAAACCAUCAUGUUUUACUUUUUGUCAGCACAUGGAUGUAGUCGAGUCUAUCACAAGUCCCUGCAAGUCCAUCACAAAGUCCUCCAGUCCCAAGUCAACUCACAAGCUAUUCAAAUGAGCUUUGACAACGGCAUUGCUUUGUUAUUGUUCAUCCACUGUUACUAGACCUGUGAUUUACUUGUGACUGGACUUGUGAUAGACUGGACCACAUCCCUGUAUGAGUGACAUGUUCUAUCGCAGUGCAAAGAUUGGGUUGGACACAAAAUGGA